This is a messenger RNA of Symsagittifera roscoffensis, 4995 nucleotides long. Its product is annotated as UDP-glucose:glycoprotein glucosyltransferase 1-like. The transcript has a single exon. NCBI's taxonomy places the organism in Eukaryota, Metazoa, Xenacoelomorpha, Acoela, Convolutidae. Bases 4 to 4665 code for a protein of 1553 amino acids. The record is from RefSeq and is a predicted model, not a curated record. Gene Ontology annotation, molecular function: UDP-glucose:glycoprotein glucosyltransferase activity. Gene Ontology annotation, cellular component: endoplasmic reticulum.
AGUAUGGGAGAAGCACAUAAUCGUCGCUUCUCUGCGAUCGGAAUAAUAUUGAACCGGUGUGUCCUAUUUUGCUCAAUUAUGUCAUCAUUUAUCGCGGGCUCGCAGUCAAUACCCGUGUCUGUUUCCAUGGCUUCAAGAUGGAGUGAAACUCCUCUGCUUCUGGAAGCUGCGCAGUUUCUAGCCAGAGACAAAAGCCAGAAGGAUUCUCUUUGGUUUUUCAUUGAGUCCACAGUGUCAAAAGACUUCACAGCCAGUACGCAGUUAGAUGCAUACAACUGGAUUUUGGACAACACGGAGUUUCUGGAAGAGAGAGUAAAAGAGUCGCUUAGUCUCUCUUUAGCUGUCAGAUUUGACUCCCCGGCAAUCGCCAUGUACCAACAGAUGAGCCGAAGUUAUAUCGAAUCAGACUCAUGUGAAGCGUUUGCAGUCGUCAAAAAUUCUGUUACGUGUGACGCCAAAGAGCUGAAAGAGUUGGUGAAAACGAAAAAAGACUCAGCGCAAAGCUCGCCUCCUGUUUUUGAUUUCGACCAUUUAUACGGUUCUAAAUCGAGUAGUGAGAGUUCGCUUAAUGUGAUUCUAUACGCAAACUUGGGCACUGAGUCGUUCAAACAUUUUCACAAAGAGUUGACCCAACUUUCAGACGAUGGUAGCGUUAGAUACUUCUUACGGUUUUUUGUACAAAAAUCGUUUAACAGCACUGUUCAUUUGUCAGGUUAUGGAGUCGAAUUGGCAAUUAAGUCGACAGAGUAUAAAGCAAUUGACAGUAGUCAAGAUUCAGAGAGUUCGCAAAUUGAAGCUUUAGAACAGCAUUCGGUUAUCAAAGGCUUCGAUUUUGGUAAACUCAAACAAGCUAACCCGGACCUUAAAGACGGUCUUAAUAAACUCCAGUUUCAUCUGAUACAAGAAUCAGAAGGCUUGAAGCCUCUGAAAGUAUGGGAGUUGUCGGACCUCAGUUACCAAACAGUACAAAAGUUGAAAGAAAACGAAGAACCAUACGAAGCGCUUUCUGCGUUACGUGAGUACUCGCAAAAUUUCCCUGUAUAUGCGAACGAGUUUUCAAAAAUAAAAGUCUCAAAAGCUUUGAGAGAUGAUAUAACCAAUAUUCAACGAGCAAUUGAGUAUAUAGCAAAUGAGGGAACUCCUUUCAUGUUAAUCAAUGGUCUGCAAGUUGAAAUUGAAACUUUGGAUCCCUUUGCGUUAGUUGACCUUCUGUAUUCUGAAUCGAAACUAAUAACAGCACUCUUUGGUUUUGGACUUCCGUUCGAAAACAUUCAACCACUGCUGAACUUGAACAUUGGCGUGCAAAAAGAGGAAGAUUACGCAAUCGAUAUCAGAAGUGAUGCAAUCAAUUAUGUAAACGACCUUGAAAAUGACGACAAGUAUGCUAGAUGGCCCAGGGCGCUGCAGUAUUUGUUACAACCAACCUUUCCGGGAUCUCUGAGGAAACUAGCCAGGAACAUACACCACACUGUUUUCAUAAUUGACCCCGCAAAUCCGAGUUCAAAAGCGUACAUAGCUGCCGCGCAGUAUUGUUUGUCAAAUUCUGUUCCAACUAGAAUCGGAUUUGUUUUUGUGAGAGACGAGAGGAACGAAGUUAAUGUAAUGAUCAACAGAAUUGUGGGAUACUUUUUGGCUGAAGAUGAUCCAAACGAAGCGCUUUCGUUUCUGAAAUCAGUUUAUUCAGCCAUUCCUAAAACGUCCGAUAAUUCGAUAACAGAAGAAAUUUUGGAGACAAAGUUUACGGAAAAAGUGAAGUACCAUGAGUUAAAAACUGUUGUCAAAGACCAAGCGUACGAUUCGUACAGCACUCUUGGAAGUGAGUUUUACCAGAAAUCGGGACUGGGUGCCUUGCCAGCUGUCCUGUAUAAUGGUAAGCCUAUAUCAGUCUCACAUGAAGACCAUCUAGAUGAUUUGGUUAUUAGUGAGGUUUACUCUGGAACAUUCUUCUGGCAAAAGGCGGUUUGGGAGAACGACGUUCAUGACCGAUCGAAUUUACUAGAUUUUGCUAUGGAGCAAAGUCAUGUGAUGCCGAGAUUGAACGAUCGGGUUCUGAACAAAGACUUGUCCCGGUACCUGGAGUACGCUAAAUAUGAUGCUACGGCGGCAUUUUCCUCCUUGAGCCAACCACAAAUGACUGAGUAUUUGAGUAAUGGCAUGUUAUACAUUGCUAAGAAAAAUCCAGAGUUUGACAAAGGCGUAACAUUGUGGGUAGCUGCCAAUUUUGAGGAACCAAAAGGUCGAGCUCUCACGUACCAGGCACUGAAGUACCUGAAAAAGUCAGAUUCAAUGAGAAUCGGAUUUCUGUUCAACCACGGUGAUGCAAAAGAGACGUUAAUAAGUGACGCUAUUUUGGCAACUUUGUUGUCUCAAAACAACCAAGAUGCCAAAAUGUUUAUUACUAAGUUGGUGAAAGAAGAGUUUGUCGCGGAACUGAAGGCUGGAAAAAGGAGUCUGAAAGAUCUAGAAGUUACAGGAAUGGACUCCAAAAAGUUCCAUGCAACUUUCGAAGACAAGAAAAAGUUGAAAGCAGUCUACACUAUGCAUACCGAGUUUUGCAGCAAAGUUUUGAAAGCUAAGACGACGGACCAGAUGUUGAUUGCUAAUGGGAAAGUUAUCGGACCUUUUCAGGGCGACGAGGUGUUUAGCUACGAUGACUUUGGGCUAGUGGAUAAAUAUAUCCACGUGUUAUCUGCCAAAGAAAUCUCGAAAGCGUUGAAAUCAAUGACAAGUUUGAAUCUCGAAGGAAACAAGUUGAGUGAUCUGACAAUGAAAAUAACUUCCACUUUGCUUAAAAACGCGGCAGAAAACGAACGAGUCGAAUUGCCGAAAGGCAUUUUUAGAGACCGAGUUGGCGUUAUACAUGUACCUCCAAGAAGUCCCGAAGAACCAUUCCAUAAAAUCUAUGUAGCCGUAGAACCCUUGAGCAGAGCAGCUCAAAAAGUCUCGCCAAUUCUAGAACAGCUGCACAAACUUGUUAAUGCUGAGAUAUCUGUUGUGAUGAACUGCAUAAAAAAGUGGUCUGAAAUGCCGCAAAAUAGCUUCUACAGAUACGUGAUGCCGGCGUCUCUUGAGUUUGAUCAAAAUGGCUCGAUCUCAAAUUCCAAACUGGAGGCUAAGUUUACUGGAUUGCCUAAAGCGACGUUGCUUACAAUGAAUAUGCAGACACCUGAAAGCUGGCUUGUAGAAGCAGUCAGGACGCCAUACGAUUUGGACAACAUUUUACUGAAAGAUUUAGAGGUUGACAAUGUUCGCGUGAAUUAUGAGCUGGCUCAUAUUCUUCUGGAAGGACAGUGUUACGAAAAGCAGAGUGGCCAGCCGCCAAGAGGGUUGCAGUUCACGUUAGGGACAACUCAGAACCCAAAAAUGUACGAUACAAUAGUGAUGGCUAAUUUGGGAUAUUUCCAACUGAAAGCUAACCCUGGAUCUUGGGUUCUAAAAUUGAGAGAGGGCCCUUCGAAAGAGAUUUAUGAGAUUGCUUCUACCAAAGGUACUAGUACUCCCAGCGGAUCUAGUGACAUCGUCGUUUCUAUGAGGAGUUUCACAAAUAAGUUCAUCCAUGUUUUUGUGAGUAAGAAGCCAGGCAUGCAAAACAAAGAUGUCCUGGGCGAGGUUGAGUCUGAGAAGCCGCCUAAGAAUACGGGAAUCUGGGAUACCGUCAAAUCGUCUAUUUUCGGCGACGAUAAUUCGGAAUCGAGUCGAGCGACGUCUGAUGGUGCUGGGUUACCUUGCACUGAUGGCGAAUCAUGCCCCUCAGCUGAUCAGGAAUCAGAGGUACUAAAUAUCUUUUCAGUGGCUUCAGGUCAUCUCUAUGAACGAUUCAUGAGAGUAAUGAUGGUGAGUGUUCUGAAAAACACAAAAGCACCUGUGAAGUUUUGGUUUCUUAAAAAUUAUCUUUCACCUUCGUUCAAAGACACUGUUGAUAAAAUGAAAGAAUCGUACGAGUUUGAUUAUGAGCUAGUAGAAUACAAAUGGCCAAGAUGGUUGAAUCAACAAACUGAGAAACAGAGAAUCAUUUGGGGAUACAAAAUUCUGUUUUUGGACGUCUUAUUUCCUUUGAACGUGAAGAAAAUCAUUUUCGUAGAUGCUGACCAAGUUGUGCGUGCAGAUCUAACUGAACUUCGAGAUAUGGAUUUGGACGGUGCGCCUUACGGUUACACGCCUUUUUGUGAUGACAAAAAAGAAAUGGAAGGAUUUCGAUUCUGGAAAAGUGGAUACUGGGCCAGUCAUCUGGCUGGUAGGAAGUACCAUAUCAGCGCUUUAUAUGUCAUUGAUCUUCAGAAGUUCAGAAAAAUAGCGGCUGGUGACAGACUACGUGGUCAGUACCAGGGACUGAGUCAAGAUCCGAAUAGUUUGGCGAAUUUGGACCAAGAUUUGCCGAACAACAUGAUCCAUCAAGUAAGAAUAAAGUCACUGCCAAUUGAGUGGUUAUGGUGCGAAACAUGGUGUUCCGAUGAGUCUCUGUCUCGUGCGAAGACAAUCGAUUUGUGCAACAACCCUCUGACGAAAGAGCCGAAGCUGAACCGAGCGAUGCGAAUCGUACCCGAGUGGAAAGAAUACGACUCAGAAAUACGACAGAUUCUUACUGGAAGCUCGAAAGCCUCCGAGGGAAAAAAGAGUGUAAAAAGCGUUGAGCCAGCAACAGACACGAAGAAAACAGAAUUGUAAUCGAUGCUUUUUUUUCCACGGCAUAUAGUAGGUUUCAAAAAUGAAAUGAGCUGUUCAAGCCGGGUAGUGUUGUUAAAUGUGUAUUGACAAAUUGGAGCUGGUUGGCAAAGGGUCAAAUUCAGUUAAAUUGUUAUUUAAAUGUUUAUAUUUAAUGUGUUUACAUAUCUGACUUUGAUAUUGACAUUGAUUAUUUGGAUUUGAUGCCAAUUAGACGCAAAUAGAACUUCUGAAAUUUUGCAGUUUAAUUUUUUUUUCAUUUUGUCAGUGAAUUCCAGUCUUGCGUACCGUAAUGCUUUAAUAUAUUUUGUCGAAGUUAAAAUUAUCAUCCAA